This is a messenger RNA of Oncorhynchus nerka (sockeye salmon), 3574 nucleotides long. RefSeq names its product galactosylceramide sulfotransferase-like. The transcript has 3 exons. Gene Ontology annotation, cellular component: membrane. The record is from RefSeq and is a predicted model, not a curated record. NCBI's taxonomy places the organism in Eukaryota, Metazoa, Chordata, Actinopteri, Salmoniformes, Salmonidae. Gene Ontology annotation, molecular function: galactosylceramide sulfotransferase activity. Gene Ontology annotation, biological process: myelination; galactosylceramide biosynthetic process. The coding region runs from base 442 to 1725 and encodes 427 amino acids.
UUCCCUCUUUUCCCCUUUGUCUCUCCCUCCCCUCUCGUUCUCUUUUAAACACAAACAAGUGCAAGUCCUGACAGGGAGCCUGAUGUCACAGUUGGCUGUAUUCAGCUGGAUCUCGUUCAGAGUCGAAAGUGGAGCAGAAGAAUCAGGUGUGCAUAAUAUACAGAGAGAGAGAGCGCGCACCUGCCAGAUGAAUUGGCUAUGGAGCGUUGGGCAUAACAUAUGUGAUGAAAAGGAAAGCACUUGACCAUGUGGUGGGGUUGUGACACCGUGUGUGACCCGACGAGCAGGCACAAGCAACCAGUGGACCGGACAGCUACUCUGAGACGCACUGCUAUGCACUCUGAAGAGAAACAACAGUCUUAGGUUUUAACUUCAGUUGCAUUUUUCAUCUAACUGCAGUUGCGGGAUUUAUGCACAACAGGAUAACUUCUAUUUGGGACCAUGGUUGGCAAGCAGGGGAGGCAAUGGAGGUCGAUGUGCAAAGGCCUUGUCCUGGGUACCCUACUCACUAGCUGUAUGAUCCUGCUCUACUGCCUUUCUGCUCCACAGGCCCACUUGAACCUGCCUGAGGGUCCAGUGCCUUACUCCUGUUCCCAUCGACCUGCUCAAGCCCACACCAGACUUUUCAAAAACAGCUCACACCAUUCACCGGGGCAGACAGGCACCUGCACUCCCAAAGUGGACAUCAUGUUCAUGAAAACCCACAAGACAGCUAGCAGCACACUCCUCAACAUCCUCUUCCGAUUCGGAGAGAAGCACCGGCUCAAGUUUGCCUUCCCAAACAGCCGUAAUGACUUCUUCUACCCCUACCCAUUCCAGCGCUCCCAGGUCAAGGACUACAGGCCUGGCAUGUGCUUCAAUAUCAUCUGCAACCACAUGCGCUUCAACGCACCUGAGGUGGCCAAGGUGCUUCCUACAGACACCUCCUAUAUCACCAUCCUCAGAGACCCGGCUGAGCUCUUUGAAUCCUCCUUCCAUUACUUUGGCCGCCUGGUGCCCAUGACCUGGAAAAUACCAGGCGAGGACAAGUUGGGGGAGUUCCUGCGCGACCCCCGCCACUACUUUGACCCCAAUGGCUUCAACUCCUUCUACCUCAAGAAUCUGCUGUUCUUCGACUUUGGGCAGGAAAACACUCUGGAGCUGGGCGACCCGCGGGUAGAGGAGGGCAUCCGGGCCAUCGCAGGCCGCUUCCAGCUGGUCAUGCUGGUGGAGCACUUUGAUGAGUCCCUCAUGCUGCUCAAGGACGCCCUCUGCUGGGAGAUGGACGACCUGCUCUUCUUCAAGCUCAACGCCCGGAAGGACUCCACCGUGUCUAAACUGACCCCGGAGCUGAGGGUCAAGGCCCUGCAGUGGAAUGCCGUGGACUGGAGGCUUUACCAACACUUUAACGUCACCUUCUGGAGGAAGGUGGAUGCAUACGGACGCCAGCGAAUGGCCGACGAUGUGGCGGAGCUCCAGAGGAGGAACGCAGUGAUGGCGGCAGUCUGUAUCGAGGGAGGCCAUGCUGUGGAUGCAGGGAGCAUCCAGGAGACAGCCAUGCAGCCCUGGCAGCCCAUCGGGGAGAAGUCAAUCAUGGGCUACAACCUGAAAAAUAAUGUGGACAAGGCCCACCGCAAGCUGUGCCUUAAGAUGCUCACCCCAGAGCUGCAGUACCUGACAGAGCUGGGGGUCAACCUUUGGAUCACUAAACUGUGGGGUCAUGUGAGAGACGUGAUCAACUGGUGACUAGAGGGUGAUUAGAGAGACACGAGCCAUGGACCAAGAGAGUGCGGCUGUGGGUGUGUGCCUGCUUGUGAGAGCCCCUAUUGGAUUGCAUAGCCUCCAAGGCCUGAAUACCUGCAGAAGAUCAUAAGGGGUUUGGUUUUGCAUAGCCUUCUCAAUCAUGGUAUGAUGAACUCUUCCUCUGUGUCAGCAGUAUUGACUUGUUUGCCUUAAAUACAGUACAUGUUUGCAGUAUGUAAUGCACCUGAUAGGUGCUUGAGAACCGCAGCGUUUGCGUUAGAAUCUGAAGAUAAGCAUAAGCAUCCCUCUUUAAAAUGUAUGUGUUUAUAGGUAUAGUAUACUGAAUACCCUUUAUACCCUCAGCCCUGCCAAUCUUAGAGUAUUUUUGAAAUAAAGACUAAAUUAAAAAGAUGUCUGUUGAUUUGACUUAUCAAGGUUGUUCGCAAAGUUAAUAGUUAAAAAAUGAUGUCUUGAUGUGCAUUUUGCUUUACUUUUCAAGACGUACAUCUAGAAAUCACAUCAUCUCAAUUUUACAAGUCAUGUUUGUAACAACAUAAUUGUAAUAACACCAGGUCAUGUAAUAACUUAUAAUAUUGUACUACUUUACUCCCACUUUAGAAGUCAUGUUUGUAACAACAGAUAAUUGUAAUAACACCAGGUCAUGUAAUAACUUAUAAUAUUGUACUACUUUACUCCCACUUUAGAAGUCAUGCUUGUAACAACAGAUAAUUGUAAUAACACCAGGUCAUGUAAUAACUUAUAAUAAUGUACUACUUUACUCCCACUUUAGAAGUCAUGCUUGUAACAACAGAUAAUUGUAAUAACACCAGGUCAUGUAAUAACUUAUAAUAUUGUACUACUUUACUCCCACUUUAGAAGUCAUGUUUGUAACAACAGAUAAUUGUAAUAACACCAUGUCAUGUAAUAACUUUUAAUAAUGUACUACUUUACUCCCACUUUAGAAGUCAUGCUUGUAACAACAGAUAAUUGUAAUAACACCAGGUCAUGUAAUAACUUAUAAUAUUGUACUACUUUACUCCCACUUUAGAAGUCAUGUUUGUAACAACAGAUAAUUGUAAUAACACCAGGUCAUGUAAUAACUUAUAAUACUGUACUACUUUACUCCCACUUUAGAAGUCAUGCUUGUAACAACAGAUAAUUGUAAUAACACUAGGUCAUGUAAUAACUUUUAAUAAUGUACUACUUUACUCCCACUUUAGAAGUCAUGCUUGUAACAACAGAUAAUUGUAAUAACACCAGGUCAUGUAAUAACUUAUAAUAAUGUACUACUUUACUCCCACUUUAGAAGUCAUGCUUGUAACAACAGAUAAUUGUAAUAACACCAGGUCAUGUAAUAACUUAUAAUAUUGCACUACUUUACUCCCACUUUAGAAGUCAUGCUUGUAACAACAGAUAAUUGUAAUAACACCAGGUCAUGUAAUAACUUAUAAUAUUGUACUACUUUACUCCCACUUUAGACGUCAUGUUUGUAACAACAGAUAAUUGUAAUAACACCAGGUCAUGUAAUAACUUAUAAUAAUGUACUACUUUACUCCCACUUUAGAAGUCAUGCUUGUAACAACAGAUAAUUGUAAUAACACCAGGUCAUGUAAUAACUUAUAAUAUUGUACUACUUUACUCCCACUUUAGAAGUCAUGCUUGUAACAACAGAUAAUUGUAAUAACACCAGGUCAUGUAAUAACUUAUAAUAAUGUACUACUCUUUCUGGAUUAUGUUAUAAAUCGCCAGAUAACGUAAUUGUUUAACAGAUAACAUAAUACCUUUUUCUUGAUAACGUAAUAAUAUUACAUUUUUCUGUGAUUAUUCUGUGAAUAAAAAAGUAGUAGACCAA